Cordyceps militaris CM01 is the source of this 531-nucleotide messenger RNA. RefSeq lists its product as uncharacterized. The transcript is spliced from 6 exons. The record is from RefSeq and is a predicted model, not a curated record. The coding region runs from base 1 to 531 and encodes 176 amino acids. NCBI's taxonomy places the organism in Eukaryota, Fungi, Ascomycota, Sordariomycetes, Hypocreales, Cordycipitaceae.
AUGUACCCCAGCCUGUUCCACCCUCCCACUUCUUGCGUCCUGUUCCCCUGUAAUGCUGAGGAGUUACACAAAGAGCAGACUCUUGCAGAAUUGGGAGUGAUGCCCGGUAUUGAAACCUCCGACUUUGCCGGGCGACCGCCGAAAACGGUCACGCCAGCCAGGCAAGGGCGAGGCUCACUUGUAACAAGGCAGGUCCUAACGAUUCAACGAGGUGAGGUGUUCGACAAUUUAGGUAACACUCUCUUCGUGGACCGUGCAUUGGUAGAGGAACGGGAGGCGCCUCGUCAGCGGAGCCGUCUCCCAAGUAUGGGAAGCCGUACAAACAAGACACCGGGUUCCUACUCUGUACAUGAACCGGCACUUGUCUUCACUAGUUACGGGUUAAUACUGGUACAUACACAAAUAACGACAAUGGGUUUCUUCCGAGGCAGCGGGAAAUGGCGGCCAUGGGUGUCGACUUAUUUUACUCGAUAUUGCAGCUUGUUCGUGACACGACCCUCUGGCCCCGACUUUGAUGAGAUGCGCUUGUGA